Pteropus alecto (black flying fox) is the source of this 849-nucleotide messenger RNA. It is a transcript of the gene CA6, whose product is annotated as carbonic anhydrase 6. The record is from RefSeq and is a predicted model, not a curated record. Bases 1 to 849 code for a protein of 282 amino acids. The transcript has 8 exons. Gene Ontology annotation, molecular function: carbonate dehydratase activity; zinc ion binding. NCBI's taxonomy places the organism in Eukaryota, Metazoa, Chordata, Mammalia, Chiroptera, Pteropodidae.
AUGACCCCUCUGCUGACACUGCUGCCUCUGCUCCUCCUGGGGGCCGUGGCCCAGCAAGACUCCAAGUGGACGUACUCAGACCAGGAGGUGGAUGAAGCGCACUGGUCCGAAAAGUACCCCGCCUGCGGGGGGAACAGACAGUCACCCAUCAACUUGCAGGCGAGGAAGGUACGAUACGACCCCUCGCUGAAGGCCCCGCACUUGACUGGCUACGAGGCCCAGGACGGCAAGUUCCUCAUGACCAAUGUUGGCCACACAGUGAUGAUCAGCCUGCCCUCCUCCAUGCGCAUGGUGGCCCCCGAUGGCACCGAGUACAAAGCCCUGCAGAUGCACUUCCACUGGGGUGGCGCGUCCUCCGAGAUCAGUGGCUCUGAGCACACCAUCGAAGGGAUCAGAUAUGCGACAGAGAUUCACAUCGUGCACUACAAUUCUAAAUACAGUAGCUUCGAUGUAGCCCAAAAUGCACCAGAUGGCUUGGCUGCGCUGGCAGUCCUCAUUGAGGUCAAUGACUAUGCUGAAAACACUUAUUUCAGCAACUUUAUUUCUCACUUGGAAAACGUCAGGUAUCCAGGACAAAGCACGGUUCUGAACAGGCUUGACCUUCAGGACAUGCUGCCCAAAAACCUUCACGACCACUACAGCUACAAGGGGUCCAUCUCAACUCCUCCCUGUACCGAGAACGUGCACUGGUUUGUGCUGGCAGAUCCCAUCAAGCUCUCCAAGGCACAGAUCUGGAAGCUGGAGAACUCCCUGCUGAAUCACCAAAACAAGAUCCUCCAGAACAAUUACCGUCUAACCCAGCCCGUAAACGGCAGGGUGGUGAAAGCCAAUUUCAAAAAAUCACCCUGA